AUGGAUAAACCUUGGAUGCAUAUUCAUGAUAGAUUGCAUUCCCGUGAGUAUGAAGAAGGUGUUAGACAAUUCCUCGCUAUGGUCGUAGCACACACUCCAACCACUGAUCAGAUUAGGUGUCCAUGUAGAAGAUGUCGGAAUAGAGCUUUCCACUCCAUUCGUACUGUCGAAGAUCAUUUGUUCCUUAGAGGGUUUGAUCCAACUUAUCAAACCUGGAUAUUCCAUGGAGAAGAUGAUCCUUUCCUUUCCACUCCUUUGUCUGAUGAAGAACAAGAUGACACCAGAGAUUUCAGUGAAUACCCAGAUGAUCUGGACGAGAUGUUAGAUGACAUUCGUCAUGGUUACUAUAUGGGAAGUGACUGGCAAUGGGACGGAGAUGUAAACAUGGAUGAUCAACCAUCCACCUCUAAUUCUCAAUCAAACUUUACUUUCGAGGAGUUGGUCGCUGAUGCACGACGUCCACUUUAUCCUUCAUGUAAACAGUUUUCGAAGUUGUCAUUCAUCGUCAAGCUGCUUCACAUCAAGAGCAUUGGUAGUUGGACCGUGAAGAGCUUCGAUAUGGUCAUAAAGCUUUUGCAAGAGGCAUUUCCGGAAGCUCUAUUCCCUGAUUCAUAUGCCGAUGCCCGUCGCUUGGAGCGUGGCUUGGGGUUUAGUUACGAAAAGAUACAUGUGUGCCCGAAUGAUUGUGCUUUGUUUUGGAAGGAAAAUGCCACCUACAAUGAAUGCCCUAAGUGUCAAGCUUCUAGGUGGGAGGAAAGCACAAGUCCCGCUCGAAGGAUACCGAAAAAAGUCCUCCGAUAUUUUCCCAACGUACUUCCCAACGUUGGGAAGUACGUUGAACCUCAACUUUUCUUCCUUGACAAAUUUAAGUUCUCUUGUUCUCGUACGUGCUGGACUUCGGGGGAGCAUCCCACCUGA
Carya illinoinensis is the source of this 918-nucleotide messenger RNA. RefSeq lists its product as uncharacterized. The record is from RefSeq and is a predicted model, not a curated record. The transcript has a single exon. Lineage: Eukaryota; Viridiplantae; Streptophyta; Magnoliopsida; Fagales; Juglandaceae. The coding region runs from base 1 to 918 and encodes 305 amino acids.